GAGAUAAAAACUUCACCUCCCUUCCUCCCUCUCAGACGCACAAUCCAACAAAAAGCCCUCAAUUUGUGAAUCAAUCUAAAACAAUUCCAAUCUCUCCUUUUCUUGGAUUUCAAAAAAUCAAAAAGUAGUCUCUAGUUCAGUAUCAUCUGACAAAUACCAAAUUUUAUUAUUAUUAUCACCUCAAAAUCAAAUAAAAAGAUUUAAGAAAAGACAAUAUGAAAGAAGCAAUUAGAGAGAGAAACACAACAAUAGUAUCACUUGUUCAAUCAUUAAAUCAAACCUUAAAACAAUCUUCUCACCAUUAUUUUUUGUUACUACUUUAUCAUCAUUUUCAACAACACAAAAAACAACGAUCUUUAUUAUUAAUCUUUAUUAUUAAUUGUUCUUUUAUUCUCUCAUCAAAUCUAAAUCUUACCCUCACAUCAAAAUCACAACACUCACCACAAACACAAACAUCAUCACCACCAUUGAUUCUUCUCCUGGAGAGAGAGACUUUACCUAAAAAUUCUUCUCUUAGAGAGAGAAAGCUUGAAGCUUUAUCCAUGAAUCAAUCUGUCAAGUUUUAUUUUUUGGGAUUUCGUUAAGUUUAAAUGGUGGGUCUGGAUCUAUUCAUUGAUUUCUGAAGUGGGUUUGUUUUAAAAGUUGGUAUUUCUGUUAAAGUUGGAAGCUUUUUGGUGAUCUUGACUAAUGGAGGAAGCUGCUGGUGGUGGUGGUGUGGAGGUGGAAGCGAAGAAGAAGACAACAGGAGAAGGAGAAAGUAAGUCUAAGAGGAAAAUGAAAUCUGCUUCCCAGCUUGAGAUUUUGGAGAAAACUUAUUCAGUGGAUGCAUACCCAUCAGAAGCAGUAAGGGCUGAGCUUUCAGUGCAAUUAGGACUGUCUGACCGGCAGUUGCAGAUGUGGUUCUGCCAUAGGCGUUUGAAGGACAGGAAGGCACCUUCAGUGAAGCGCCCACGUAAGGAGUCACCAUCACCAGCAGGGAUGCCAGGUGGAGGGGAAAUGGGAGUGGUGGCUGAGGUGGGAAGUGAACACGGGUCAGGGUCAAGUCCAUUUGUUCUCGGUGUGGAUCCACGGCAAGCAGUUGGAAGGCCCACUGGGGUGGCUGUUCCAAGAACUAGUGCUGAUGUGCAAGCAAUGAAGAGGUAUUAUGAGCCACAGCAGUCUAUUGUGGAGCUUAGAGCGAUAGCAUUUGUGGAAGCACAGUUGGGGGAGCCUCUGAGAGAGGAUGGUCCGAUUCUUGGGAUGGAGUUUGACCCUCUGCCACCGGAUGCAUUUGGUGCACCUAUAGAUUUGGCUAGUCCCUGGUCAAUGAUUUUCUCACAAGAUAGUAGAGGAAUUCCAGAGUUGGUACCUUUUUAUGGUGUCAUUGAUUGGAGAAUGAAAGGAUCAGCAACAACAGGGCAGCAGAAACAGUCUGCAAGGAUUUUUGAGGCCAACCUAUAUGAGCUUCCUGAUGUAAAAACCAUCAAGAGUACUACAAGGACUCUGCAUGAAUACCAAUUCCUUCCACAGCAGCCAACUGUUAGAGCGGAGGCAUAUGAAAGAGCUGCCCCUUCAUGCCAGUAUGGCUCACCUGCUGAUGUUCAUGAUGUGAAGACUGAAUCAAUAUCUGCCACCCUACCAUUCAUGCAUGCAAACGAACAAGUGUCCUCUGGAUAUGGUUUAUCAAAUCAAGUUCCCAGUCUAAGUCUUAUGCCUCAAGAAAGCAGGCAGGGCCAUCUCUUGCCAUCUACUACAGGAGAGUACGAAACUGUAAUACAAAAAUGCUCCUUUACAAAUAUUGGUAUGGAUGCACAAUCUGAUGCUCACCUGGUUACUGCAUUGGACAAUCCUUAUAUGUCAUCUGACAGGAGAGUAACCCAUGAUGAGGAUGCUUUGCGAAUGCAGAGGAAACGCAAGAGUGAGGAGGCAAGAAUAGCACGCGAAGUUGAAGCCCAUGAAAAAAGGAUUCGAAAAGAGCUUGAAAAGCAAGAUAUUCUAAGGCGAAAGAGAGAGGAGCAAAUGAGGAAAGAAAUGGAAAAGCAUGACCGUGAGAGGCGGAAGGAAGAAGAGAGGUUAUUGCGUGAAAAGCAGCGAGAGGCGGAGAGAUACCAGAGGGAGCAAAAGCGUGAACUGGAGCGCAGGGAAAAGUUCUUGCAGAAGGAGUCUAUCAGAGUUGAGAAAAUGAGACAAAAAGAAGAAUUGCGUAGAGAAAGGGAGGCAGCAAGGCAAAAAGCUGCUACCGAGAGGGCAAUUGCACGGAGGAUGGCAAAAGAGUCAAUGGAGCUCAUUGAUGAUGAACGCUUGGAACUCAUGGAGAUGGCUGCCUCCAGCAAGGGAUUGCCUUCGAUUAUUCCUCUGGACUUUGAAACUUUGCAAAAUCUAGAUUUAUUUCGAGAUAAGCUGACUGAGUUCCCUCCCAAAUCUGUGUUAUUAAAGAGGCCUUUUCUUAUUCAACCUUGGAAUGAUUCUGAGGAGAAUGUAGGAAAUCUUCUUAUGGUUUGGAGGUUCCUAAUCACAUUUGCGGAUGUUCUUGGGAUAUGGCCAUUCACUUUGGAUGAGUUUGUCCAAGCUUUUCAUGAUUAUGAUCCAAGGCUAUUGAGUGAAGUACAUGUUGCCCUAUUAAAAUCCAUCAUUAAAGACAUUGAAGAUGUUGCUAGGACACCUGCAACUGGGCUGGGGCCAAAUCAAAACGGUGCAGCUAAUCCUGGUGGUGGUCAUCCUCAGAUUGUCGAAGGGGCGUAUGCAUGGGGUUUUGAUUUACGUAGCUGGCAGCGACACUUAAAUCCAUUAACUUGGCCUGAAAUAUUGCGGCAACUCGGUCUUUCUGCAGGUUUUGGGCCACAGCUGAAGAAAAGGAAUGUUGAUCAGGCAUAUCUCCGAGAUGAUAAUGAGGGUAAUGAUGGUGAAGAUGUAAUUACUAAUUUACGGAAUGGAGCAGCCGUUGAAAAUGCUGUUUCCAUUAUGCAAGAAAGGGGAUUUUCUGAUCCACGCAGAUCUAGGCAUCGCUUAACUCCUGGUACUGUUAAAUUUGCAGCAUUUCAUGUUCUCUCUCUUGAGGGGAGCAAGGGUUUGACCAUAUUAGAAGUAGCAGACAAGAUUCAGAAAUCUGGGUUGAGGGAUCUUACAACAAGCAAGACACCUGAAGCGUCAAUUGCUGCUGCUUUGUCAAGGGAUUCUAAACUUUUUGAGAGGACGGCUCCUUCAACAUAUUGUAUACGUCCUGCAUACAGGAAGGACCCAGCUGAUACUGAGACAAUACUUUCUGCUGCCAGAGAAAGAAUUAGGACAUUUAAAAGUGGUAUUGUAGACGGAGAAGAUGCUGAUGAUGCUGAAAGAGAUGAAGAUUCUGAAAGUGAUGUGGCAGAGGAUCAUGAGAUUGAUGAUUUAGGUACUGGAUUGAAUUCUAAGAAAGUGGCUCAUGAUUCUCCUGAAACUAAUGAAUUUAAUGGGAAAACAGUAUUGGGGAAUGGAAAUGAGAGUGGUGGUCUCAAAACUCCACAAGUCCGCCUUGAGAAAGUCAGAGCAGGUUUGACUUCCUUACAUUCUGAAGGCACUAACGAGUUAAAGGGUGCUGGUUCUUCAAUAGAUGAAUCUGUAGAUGUUGCUGAAAUCCACACCAUUCCUGAUCAAGAUGUAGAUAUUGAUGAAAACAACCUGGGUGAGCCAUGGGUUCAAGGACUUGUAGAAGGGGAAUACUCUGAUCUGAGUGUUGAGGAGCGUCUUAAUGCGCUUGUUGCAUUGAUUGGUGUGGCAACUGAAGGAAACUCCAUCCGUGUUGCUCUUGAGGAACGCUUAGAAGCAGCAAAUGCUCUAAAGAAGCAAAUGUGGGCAGAAGCACAACUUGAUAAACGUCGUAUGAAGGAAGAGUUUGUCAUGAGGACACAAUAUUCAUCAUUUACAGGGAACAAGAUGGAACCUAACCAAACAAUUUCUGCCACAGAGGGUAGACAAACCCCAAUGGUAAGUGUCGAUGACAGAAGUAACGGGAUGCCUGCGAAUGCAUCUGUUCAGCAAGAACUGUUAAGUGACCAGCAGAGUGACAUGAAUUAUCUAAAUAAUAUGCCAUUUGAAGGAAACAUGCAAAUGCAAGAUUUAUCUGCCGGUCCAGAUAAUCUGCCAUAUCAGCAAGCAGUACAUAUUGCUGAAAAAUCACGUUCACAGUUAAAAUCUGUUAUUGGUCACAGGGCAGAAGAGAUGUAUGUAUAUAGAUCAUUGCCCCUUGGUCAGGAUCGCAGGCAUAAUCGAUACUGGCGUUUCACCACAUCUGCUUCCCGCAAUGAUCCUGGCUGUGGCAGGAUCUUCGUUGAGUUACAUGAUGGUCGCUGGAGGCUUAUUGAUUAUGAAGAGGGUUUUGAUACUCUGCUGUCAUCUUUGGAUGUACGUGGGGUUAGGGAAUCCCAUUUGCAUGCAAUGCUGCAAAAGAUUGAGGUGCCUUUCAAGGAAACUAUCAGGAUGAGAAUGCUACGUGCUAACACAGAAGGACAAAGCAAAGAUCCAAUCAAAGCUGAAGCUGUUGAAAUGGCUGCUGGCCCUAAAUCUGGCACUGGUAUGGAUAGUCCACGCAGCAUUGUGUGUGUUCCAGAUUCAGAUAUGUCUGAGACCUCAACAUCUUUCACAAUUGAGCUUGGAAGGAAUGAAAUUGAAAAAAAUCAUGCCUUGAAGAGAUUUCAAGAUUUUGAGAAGUGGAUGUGGAAAGAAUGCUUCAAGUCUUCAGUCUUGUGUGCCAUGAAGUAUGAGAAGAAAAGAUGCACGCAACUGCUUGGUGUUUGUGAUUACUGCCAUGACACUUACUUUUUUGAAGACAACCAUUGUCCUUCUUGCCACAACACGCACGCCUCUCAGACUGGCUUGAAUUUUUCUGAACAUGUGGCUCAUUGUGAAAGGAAGCUAAAGAUGGACCCAGACAGUGCUUUGUGUAGCUUAUCUUUUCCACCAAGGAUCAGAUUGUUAAAAUCGCUACUAGCUUUGAUAGAGGUUUCGGUUCUGCCAGAAGCUCUCCAACCUGUUUGGACCAAUGGCUACCGGAAAUCUUGGGGUAUGAAGCUGCAGUCCUCAUCAUGUGUUGACGACCUACUUCAGAUUCUGAUACUGUUGGAGGUUGGCAUGAAGAGGGAUUAUUUGUCCUCGAACUAUGAAACCAGCAGUGAACUUUUGAGCUCAUCUGACCAAUCUGGAUGUGCUGCUCAUGAUUCUUUCAAUGCAGGAGCUGCUCCUGUUCUUCCAUGGUUACCACAAACAACAGCUGCUGUAGCUCUAAGGGUCAUUGAAUUUGAUGCAUCCAUCUCAUACAUGCUGCAUCAGAAACUGGAGUCCCAGAAGGACAGGAGUGCUGGGAACUUUAUUAAGCUGCCAUCCAAGUAUGCUGUCAUGAAGAACACCCCAGAUAAUGAAACCACUGAAAUCCCGCAUCAAGCUGGGUUACUUCAGGAAGAUGAUUGGGUUGAUGUAGGGAUUGGGUUAGCUGGGUUGGGCCGUGAACAAGGGAUCCGGGGCAGGGGUCGACGUCGCCCUCGUGGUGGGAGAUCACAAACAAGGAUUAUUGGUUCCAGAUCUGAAUCCAGCAAGAGAAGUGCUUCCAGAAGUAGUGACAGAUUAGAGAAGGUAUUGUCAUGGACGGGACGACCUCGUGGCCGUGGAGGAUGUAAAAGUGGACGUCGCAGCAUUAGAAGUAGGCAAAAAGCAGUCAAGAAAGCGGCUGAGAUCAUUCCUGAGAGAAAGAUCCCCAAAGAAACUCUGUAUAAACAGUCGACAAGACACAUGGGAAGGCAUGUCCGGAAUGGUGAUGAAACAAGGUUCCACACGGAGGAUGCUGAAAAUGCCAGCAGUUCUGAAAGAUCCGAGUAUAAUGAUGAAAAUGAAAAUAUUCCUGCAUCAGGAGAUGCAUAUGAUGACCAGGUAGUGGAUGACUAUGCAGGUGGUUUUAAUGGCAAGUCUGAUGACCUGCUGGAGGGGAGUGAUUAUAAUAUUGAUAGCAAUGAAGAAGAUGAUGAUGAUGAUGCCAUGAAUGAAGAUGAAGAUGAACUUGGGGACUUGGAUGUUGAGGAGUACAUCAACAGGGACUCCGAUGAGGAUGGAAUCAGGGAUGGAGGACAAAAUGGGGCCCAAGAUGGUACCGAAUCUUCAUCUUCAGAUUUCAGUGACUAGGAGAAAUAACCUUAAAAGUGUAUAAUAUUGCUGAUGCAGGAGAAAUAGUCAAUUCCUUGAUUUGUAUUCUUUACUGAAAUCUGCUGCACACACUGUAAUUGAAGUUAAUGUAAUUAUAGAGGAAGCAGUAACUGUUCAUAGCUCAGAGCACCAUCACUGUACUGGAAUUCAAAAUAUCAAUGAUUUGUUCUUUGGUCAGAAAUUUUCCUCCAA
Messenger RNA from Populus euphratica (Euphrates poplar), 6336 nucleotides. RefSeq lists its product as uncharacterized. The transcript is spliced from 19 exons. Gene Ontology annotation, biological process: regulation of transcription by RNA polymerase II. Gene Ontology annotation, molecular function: DNA binding. Lineage: Eukaryota; Viridiplantae; Streptophyta; Magnoliopsida; Malpighiales; Salicaceae. Bases 688 to 6123 code for a protein of 1811 amino acids. The record is from RefSeq and is a predicted model, not a curated record.